Lachancea lanzarotensis is the source of this 5820-nucleotide messenger RNA. RefSeq names its product LALA0S06e03136g1_1 (gene UBR1). The coding region runs from base 1 to 5820 and encodes 1939 amino acids. Gene Ontology annotation, molecular function: zinc ion binding; ubiquitin protein ligase activity. The transcript has a single exon. Gene Ontology annotation, biological process: ubiquitin-dependent protein catabolic process via the N-end rule pathway; protein ubiquitination. Gene Ontology annotation, cellular component: cytoplasm; ubiquitin ligase complex. Lineage: Eukaryota; Fungi; Ascomycota; Saccharomycetes; Saccharomycetales; Saccharomycetaceae. The record is from RefSeq and is a predicted model, not a curated record.
AUGAUCAAAGGUGAAAGCGAUAAGAUGCAACCGCAUUUGAGACAUGUAUUGCAGUGCAUACAUGGCGACCCGUAUGUGAGAAAAGCAAGAGGCCCCAAGGAACGGGUAGAUCUGGAUAAAACGCUCAAAAACUUUGUGUUCCGGUACCUCUACUAUGUGAUUUCAGGACACGGAAAACUUCUGCAUCUGCUGUUCCCCAGUGCACCGCCUGACAAAUUCCCAAAAAGCUUGGAGGAGGCGAUGAAUAUGGGUUUGGCACAGCAAAAAAUCAACGACCCAUUUUACGCAGUUGACGAAACAGCUUCAACGCUUCGGCACCGUCAUGCUGGACGUAACUGUGGUCGUAAAUUUCAGCCAGGAGAGCCCAUCUACCGUUGUAAAGAGUGUAGUUUUGACGACACUUGCGUACUCUGCAUCCACUGUUUUAAUCCCAAAGACCACCAAGGCCACCAUGUACAUACCAGCAUAUGCUCAACCCUUAACUCAGGGAUCUGCGACUGUGGGGACUCGGAAGCAUGGAACACGACGCUACAUUGUCGAGCGGAACACUCUGAUAACGAUGCCGAGGAAAUGGAUGAUUAUGACCGCAACGAGGGCUUUGAAUCGCUAGAGAUGCAACAGCUGUUCGAAAACGCCUUGGGGGAUAUCCUUGAUCAUUUUUUGGACGUUUUCAAUCAAAAUGUUGAACCUCUACCGACAGUGCAGAAGGAGCUUACUGUCACUCUUCGGGAAAUGGAACAGCAUGGUAAAUUCAGGGCUAAAACAGAGCUUUUGCGAGAUUUGAAAUACAAGAAUGAAUAUACUAGGAUGCGUGACCUCGAAGUUCAUAUACUUUACGGUAUUGACUCGGACGAAGAUGAAUACGAUCCUUAUGAUGGUGAUUACGCGGUAAUGGUGUACAACGAUGAAUACCAUAACUACUCGCAAGCAAUCGCGGCCUUGAAGCAAGGAGCGCCGGAUGACAAGCAUACCGAUAAAUUGACUGCAUGUAUCGAUGGCGAAGGCCGAGCAAUGUUGAAAUGUUCAGAUGACAUGAAAUCUAUCAUGGCCGGUUUUUUCGCCAUUCGUACUAACGGUUUGAGUGCCACGCUUACUGCCUGGAGUGAAUACAUUCAGCAAGAAGCUUGUAAAUACAUGAUUGCAUGGCUUGGUCACUGCCUAACUGUUCCCAACCCUGAGUUCCAGCGGACUUUAAGAGAGGCAUUAGGUGUUGUACUUUGUUCAGAAUCUGCUAGCCUCAAUGAAAGGCCAGAUGUCAGCUUGAUAAUAGACAAAAACUUUCCCCCUAAAGUAGAUGCUGAUACCACCUUUAGGUACGCGGACCUGUCGAUACUGGGCCGGAAUAACUCGAUUCCUUUAGGUCACCACAAGGAACUUUCUCCAGAAGAGACGAAUUACAUUUCUCUGACCCUUAAUGGAACGACGACACCAAUCAAUAAAAAAUACACGAACUCUAGAUUGCAGCACUUAUUAUUUUUCGACAACAGAUAUUGGAAAAAGCUUCGCAAGGACAUACAGGACGUCAUUAUUCCUACCAUGUCUUCAAGUGUGACAUUCAAACCCAUAUUUUGCUCGCAAUUAGUGGAGAUAUUCAACCACAUGACGAGAUCCCUUGCUUUCAUGGACCGAGAACCCCAACUUAGCGCAUUAAGAGAGUGUGUGGUGCAACUGUUCACCUGUCCUACCAACGCGAAGACUACUCUCGAGAACGGUAGUUUCUGUGACAUAAUGUGGUCUGUCAUUGACAUAUUCACCGAAUUCGCGAAGAAGGACGCGGGACUUUUAGUCUGGCAAAAGGUACAAAAAACUAACCCCACCAAGAGCUAUAGGUUUUCCUUCAAACAGGGCUUUUACGCGAUAGAAACAAUUUUGAGCAAGAUCGACGACCCCAACCUUCUCUUGCGGCCUACAGUGUUCAUUGCGCUUGUCACCUUGUGCAAACUGUUCAACGGUGCUUGGAAAGUCAAACGAAAGGAGGGAGAACACGUUCUUAGAGAAGAUCAAAACUUCAUCCCCUACGUGGAAUAUACGACCUCUGUCUUCAGCAUGGUUCAAACUUUGGAUAAAACUUUGGAUAUCAAGAGACAUGAAAUCGACCCCGAUUUACUUCUGCACGACAUCAAGCUCCUAAGCACGUUUUUAGGGCAUAGAUCUUUUCAUUACAAAGCGGUUCAUGGAAGUCACGAAAUCAUUAAAUUCAAAGUGAGUAAGCAACGUGUGGCUUUCAUGAACCCAGUUCACACUUUACUCUCAUUUUUAAUGGAGAAAAUACCGCUGGAAAAAUCUUUUGAGGCAGUUUCGGACUGCAACGACUUCCUUGCCAUAUCAGAUAUAUCCUUGAGGUCAAUUGUACUGUGCUCUCAAAUAGACGUUGGAUUUUGGGUCCGUAACGGUGUUUCUGUCCUUCGUCAAUCCUCGUAUUAUAAGCGGACCCCUGAUAUGGCAUCCUACAUGCGCGAUGUUCACCUGUGCCAACUCACCUUUUUGGAAGAAAAGGAUGAUCUUGUGAGACUGGUGUAUAAUGUCUUAGAAAGAUGGGAGUUGUUGGGCUGGCUGGAUGGAGAAGAGGAGUUCAUGCACACGGUCUAUGAAGACAAAAUAUUUUUCAUCGUUCAACAGUUUGUGGCAUUUGUCUAUCAAGUUCUCACAGAGAGACAGUUUUUCAGACAAUUCAAAAGUGUCGAAGAAAAAGAACGUUAUCAGCUCAAAAGUGCGAUAAUCUAUGGUUUGUUUAUGGAACCUUUGUCAUAUUCUGACUUAUUUGCUGGAAUGCCUGAGUACUUAACGGAGAACUCGAAUAUAUUCGAUAAAGCCUUGGAGGAAGUCUCGAUCUAUGUUGAACCCAAAGGACUAGAGGACAACGGGGUCUUCAAGCUAAAACCAGAACUGUACAAGAAAGUUGAUGCAAUGCAACUGCCUAACAUGGGGAAUGACUUUGGCCACAGCUCGAAUGUAAUCGCAUCUCACCUGGCUGGGCCAGGCGGCGAUACAAAGAGAGUCGUUUUAGAGCCUCAAUUGAUUCAUCCAAAGUUUCUUGACGAAACUGCCAAGAAUUUAGGCGCUUUCACUCGCACUAGGGUUUUUGCCAAAGUAGUAUUCAACCUCCUUCAAAUGUGUCUCGAUUUAGACGAGGGGACGUAUCUUUAUGAGCUGCUUCAUUUGAUUCACGGAAUUUUUAAGGAUUACGAACUUCUCUAUGGAAAGAGCUCUAUUCCAGAAGCUUAUCUGUCCAAACCUGUUUGCAAUCUGUUUUUGACAAUCGUGGAUUGCAAGUCGAGCGUCUUCACAGAAAGCGUGAUAUCCAAGGCAGAUCACCUACUCGAAAUCAUGAUGUUGAAGAACCCCGAAGCAGUUCUUGACUCCCUGGUUUCCUGCUUUGGCGAAGGGCCUGUUGAAAAAUACAAAGCCAGGAAACUUAACCAAGGUGUGAGUUUUGGGGAGAGUGAAAAGGAUCGGAAAAAAAGACUUGCAAAAGUCCGUCAGCAAAAAAUCUUAUCCAAGUUUUCCAAGCAGCACACCAAGUUUAUAAAAGAUAACGAUGUCACUUUCAGCGGUAACGGAGAAGAUGUCGAUAUGACCGACCAAAUACGGGACUCAUGCGAAGAGCACACUUGUGCUUUAUGUCAGGACGUAUCACCGACUGACUCUUUCGUCAUACCAAUUUAUCAUGAAAACUCGCCAGCUUUCAGAGGCGGAAAUAUUCAUGAUAUGAAUGAACUUGAAAAUUCAUGGGGAGCUUUCAGGAACAAUGAUGAGGAGCCCACGGUUUAUGAUGAAAAGACAUUGGAUUGCUACAAAGAAGACGGUUUAAGAGGCUCGAGGAAAGUAUUUGUGUCUUGUAACCAUCACAUCCAUUACAACUGCUUCAAACGCUAUGCGCAGAAGAAGCGGUUCUCAACCAAUUCUUUUAUUUGCCCGUUAUGCCAAACUUACUCAAAUUGUGUGAUACCUGUGCUAGGGAAAUUGCACAAUAGUGAUAGCGUUACUGUUAAGAGUCUGCUAAGAUCCAAUUUUUCCAAGCCGGCAAUAAGCUCUCUGCACGGAACUGAUCCUACCGAGGACUAUAGCAGUGUGUUUAACAUGUUUGUUGAAAUCAACAAAAAAAACAUGUAUUAUGAUCGCCAUUGGGCUGCUAAUCCAAAAUUUGAGCGUUCUGACGUGGCACACGUAAUGAUCGUCCAUUGGGCGAAUACAAUUUCGAUGCUAGAAAUCUCCACUAGGAUGCAUCCGGCCCCUAACAGUACUUUGCUGCAAGGAAAAGAGCAAAAGUUCAGGACUUUGUACAACGUACUUUCAUCUAUUACAUGGCUAUGCAGUGCUUUGGGACCCCCUUCGAUGGAUCAUGUUCCUUACGUCAAUAGUGAAGGCAUAGUAUGGAAUCAAAACCAGCUUUUCCAGUACAUUGUGCGACAUGCACUACUGAGCCCCGUGCCCAUCUCUCAAACAAUAAGCAAGGCACUUUCCCUGUUCUCCAGGCAACUCAUAGCUGAUUUCGUGAAGGGCCAAUCUCCUUCCACGAUUGCUAAAAUGCAUGACCGAGGCAGAAGUGAAGAAUCUUUAUGCAGAUGCGCUGAUGAAACGUUGCAUUGCCUGCGCACCAUAUGCGAUAUUGGAAUAUCAGAUGGAGCUUCGCGGCAGAAGCUGUACGAUUUGGCUUACACUUCACUACUGAAAAAUCUACUACCGACGCUAAGAAGAUGCUUAAUCUUACUGAAAGUAUUGAACGAUGCCUUGAGCGCCACUGACGACUCUCAUUUGGUAAUCGAAGACUUAGAUCUAGAGUCUUCUAUGGAAGGUUUCGAGAGCACUGAAGUGUAUGUUAGGGCUCUUAUCAGUAAGCUCACCGUCUGUGAUAGCCUAGAGGCACUUUUACAGCACCCCUGCGGCACUAAUUUGGAUGAUCCGUACUUGAUGAAGAUUCCCUACGAGUUUACCGGAGUUGUCAAAUUGGUAAACCUUGCACCCCAACUCAAUACCUAUGUCACGAACUCGCAAGUUGUCAAACUACGUGACGAGCAUCCUGUGCACAUGAAGAAUGCUGGGAACCGGUUAGACUUUAAGAUUUGUUUGGCUUGUGGGGUUAAGGUUCACGCAAGAAAAGAUCAUACAGAGCUAAUCAAGCAUUUGGCCAAUCGCUGCUUCAAGCCAUUUGGUCUAUUCUUGCUACCAAAUCUUAGCGAAGUGUGUCUGAUAGUCACCAACCCAAGAUGUUCUAUCUCCAUUUCCGCGCCUUAUCUAAACUCCCACGGUGAAGCGGGGCGCAACGCCAUCCAGCGGGGCGAUUUGACUCUACUCAAUCUUCGCAGAUAUGAGCACCUCUCCAGUGUGUGGUUGAACAAUGAAAUCCCGGGUUUGGUGAGCAGAGUGAUGGGUGACGAAUUCCGGGUCUUGAUCAUUUCUAAUGGGGUGGUGCUCAACUUCAACAGAAACGUGCUUCGACCCCGUCGCGCUAAUACCGAUGAACUUGGCGACGGCAGCAGCAGCAGCGAGGCUGAGGAUGAGGACACUGAGGGCGUGGGAGCUCGCUGGGAAAUCCGACCAGAAGAAUUCUUUGAAGAAGCUGGCAUAAGACUAGAGGGAGCUGGGCCAACUCCUGGCGGUGAUAUACGUGAGUUCUUCCAGCUCAUCAACAAUUUGAGGACAGACGCUGGGGCAUUUGACGAUGCUCUUCCGGCAGAAGACAAUGAAACAGGAAUGGGCAACGUUUUCGUCCCGCGUUUCGAUUUCAUUCCGAAUUUUAGAAACAUCAACGGGGCUCCCGAUGAAGCUCCCGAUGAAGCUCAAGAGAACGAAGAUGAGGAGAAUGAAGACGAGGAGUAG